AUGUUCGAAAACUGGCCCGAGAAGCAGCAGGCAGUGCCCCUGGUCACAACCUUCCAGGCCCUGGUCGCUGGUGAGGUCAGUGAUGAUGCCCUCGAACAGAAGACUUUAGCUAUGCAUCAGUGGUUGUUGGGUGGUGAACUGCCCGAAACAAUUAUGGUGAUCUUUGGAGGUGAUAAGGAUAAGCGUUCGUUGUGGAUAUUAAGUGAUAAGAAAAAGGCGGAAAUUCUCGAGAAGCUUCUCACCGGAGUUCCCCUAGGAGAUAAGUUCACUAUCCACUACGAAGUCCUCGACGGUGCCAGCGAUGUUGCUGUAUAUGAUAAAGUCUUUGGCAUGGCUAAGGCGAUUGCAGGGGAGAAGAAGUGCCAAGUCGGAUUGUUGAAGAAGGAGAAGCAUGUGGGGAAGAUGGCCAAAGGCUUUACUAACUACUGUUCAUCGAAUGAUACUCUUGCUCAUGAUAGCAUUGGUAAUGCUACCGCUACUGUUAGCUCUUGGAUGAUGAUCAAGGAUGCUGAGGAGGUUGAGAAUAUGAGGAGGAGUGCCAUCUUCAGCACGCUGUUGAUGAAGCAGGUGAUGGUUAGGGAUGUGGAAUCAGUCAUUGAAAAGGACGCGAAGAAGUCCCAUGAGGCCAUAUGCGAUACAGUAGAGUCGGCAGCUGAGAAUAAGGAGAUGCUGACAAGAUGGGCUAAGAAGUUCCCGUAUCUGGCUGAAGACAAGGCAGUGGAUGUGGUAUACACGUUGAUACAGUCUGGAAAGGAGUUCACAUUACGGCCUGACGUUCAGCCCAACCGGGAGGCUCUUGAUUUCAGCUGUAUUGUCGUUUCGGUUGGAGCUAAGUAUAGGGAGUACUCAACCAACAUCACCAGAACUCUCAUCGUGGAUCCCACUAAGCACCAGAGAGCUUAUUACAACUUGUGUUUGUCAACUAUGGAUACCAUUAUCAAGAGUAUUAAUGGUAAGGAGUCGGUCACUUGUCAGGAGGUCUAUAAUGCAGCUGUUGAGCACAUAAAACAGAAGGCGUCAACAGUGGAGUAUCUCCACGACGCCCUGUCCCAGUUCCAAACAGACUGUGGGUAUUCGAUUGGGCUGGAGUUCAGGGAUGGUCAUAUGCUGUUGAAUGCGAAGAAUCAUAAACAUAUAACACCAGGGAUGUGUCUCAACCUGGGCGUGGGCUUUGCGGGGGAUAAGAUGGUGAAUGAGAAGAAGAAGCCCUAUGCUGUGUGGGUGUGUGAUUCAGCCUACAUAUCUACUGGUCGUGACGGCAAGAUGAAGGUGGAGUUGCUUACGUCGGGGAUGUCGUCUGGCAAGGAUGAAGUGAUGUAUUAUCUUGAUACGGAUCAGCCUGGAGAGAACGAAGAUGUUGUGAAGAGUGAGAGGAAGGAUAGUACGAAGAAGGAAAAGAAAAGCAAAAAAGAAAAGAGACAGCAUGAUAAGACUCCUGACAAGUCUAAGAGGGAGAAAAAACGUCGCGAGGAGGCCAAGUCGAGUAGUGGGCGGCACAAGCAUAAGAAGGACGACCUUGUAAUCGAGUCACGACUUCGAACACGUCGUAACAGAGCUACAGCAGAGGAUGAGGAGGAGAGGAAGAGGUUGAUGGAACAGCAAUAUGAGCUGAGGGCUCGCAAGGUGGAGGAGUGUCGAGCCAGGCUACUCCGGUCUGGUGAAGAUGCGGGUGAUUCUGGUGAUGAUGCCACUAACAAGAACAAGUGCUUGGAUACAUGCAAGUCGUAUGCGACGCCAGAUGAUAUUCCUCGUGAUAUUCGAACGACUAAGCUGACUGUUGACGCCAAGCAUGAUACGUUGUUGGUGCCCAUCAAUGGCAACCUGGUGGCAUUCCAUAUUCGAACUAUCAAGAACGUGAGCAAGCCUAACGACGAGGGGGGAAAGUAUACGUCCAUACGUAUCAACUUUCAUGCGCCGGGUACUAGCUUUGUUCAGCAGGACAUGUUCCCGGAGGCUAACAGGAGUAAGGAGACCCUUGUUUACCUCAAAGAGCUGAAUUAUCGGGCGGAGGAUGGUAGGAACUUGCAGGCUGUAUUUAGAGGCUUGAAGGAGCUCCAGAAGAGGCAGAGGACGAGGGAGUUGGAAGCUAACACUAUGAAGGACAUUAAGGAGCAGCCCUCGUUGAAGUUGAUAAAGGAUAGGAGCAGACCUGUACUGAGGGAUCUCAACGUGAAGCCUCAGCUAGGCUCGACUGGUCGUAAUAGGGCUGUGGGAACGUUGGAGGCGCACCAGAAUGGAUUCAGGUUUACCUCUUCUAGAGCCGAACAUGUUGAUAUCAUUUAUCGGAAUAUCGCACAUGCAAUUUUCCAGCCUUGUGAAAACGACCAGACGGUGUUGCUGCACUUCAACUUGAAAGAUCCGAUCUUGGUGAGUGGUAAGAAAAAGACAUAUGAUAUCCAGUUCUAUACGGAGACUAGAUCGGCUGGUGACGACCUGGGGACCAGACGAAGGGCUGGGUAUGAUCCAGAUGAGAUAAUGGAUGAGCAAAGGGAGAGGGAGAUGAUCACUAAGCUCAACAAACUAUUCCGGGAGUUUGUACGACAAGUAGAGGAGCAGGUGUGGUCGCAGUAUGCCCCGAACUUGGAGUUUGACAUGCCUUAUCGCGAGCUGGGGUUCACUGGUACUCCUAAUAAAGCCCAUGUGGACAUCUACCCUUGUCGGGACUGUAUAGUUGCUCUCUCGGAAUGGCCGGCUUAUGUGCUUAGUCUUAGGAACAUCGAUAUCGUAUAUUUUGAAAGGGUAUCAUUCAAUCUACGUAACUUCGACAUGACAUUCAUAUUUAAAGACUAUACGCAGACACCAGCUAGGAUAUCUAUUAUACCAACAGAGAGUCUUGAUCAGAUCAAGCAGUGGUUGGGAGAAUUAGGGAUUGUAUGGUAUCAGGGGCCCACCAACAUGAACUGGACUAACAUUAUGAAGGAAAUUAAUAAGAAGAAGCAAGCAUUCAUCGACAACGGCGCUUGGGAAGGAUGGUUUGGCGAGUCUGUUGACGAGGGUUCGGACGAUGGCAUGGAUGAGGGCGAUGAGGAAUACACUGAAAGUGAAGACAGUGAUGUUGAAUCGGAGGCUGGGGGCUCUGAAUACAAAGGUGGCGGCUCUGAUAGCGAUUCGGGAAGCAGCUUUUUGGUUGACGAGGAAUCCGAUUCCGACUCGGAGGUGUCUCUGGCAUCGGACGAAUCGGAGGGACUGAGCUGGGAUGAGCUGGAGAAGAAGGCGGCCAAUGAGGAUCGAAAGCGGCGUCGUAGUCCUGAGAGUUCAGAGAAGAAGAGGCCCGUGUCGAAGAAGAAGAGACGAUGAAGUGUGUGUGGUGUGGUAACGUAAUGUUCAUUGAUGUUAAUAUUAUUACUAAAGGAGGUAUUAUUGUUGAAUGCCCCUUUGAUUAAGCACGUCCCUAAUUCCCCUACACCUUUCGAUGCCCUAUGGUCGUUUUCGUAAGAAGUGCAUUGUACUG
Messenger RNA from Perkinsus marinus ATCC 50983, 3451 nucleotides. Its product is annotated as FACT complex subunit spt16, putative. Gene Ontology annotation, biological process: positive regulation of transcription elongation by RNA polymerase II; transcription elongation by RNA polymerase II. Lineage: Eukaryota; Perkinsozoa; Perkinsida; Perkinsidae. Gene Ontology annotation, cellular component: FACT complex. The record is from RefSeq and is a predicted model, not a curated record. Gene Ontology annotation, molecular function: nucleosome binding. The coding region runs from base 1 to 3297 and encodes 1098 amino acids. The transcript has 34 exons.